AUGGAGCAAUCUAUCGGCAAUGUGGUCACACUGACGGACGGUCGGCAGGCCACCGUUCGCUUCACUGGGACGACGCAUUUCUCUCCGGGCGACUGGAUCGGAAUCGAAUUGGACGAACCCACCGGGAAGAACGAUGGCUCUAUUCAAGGGGAGCAGUAUUUCGAGUGCGAGCCGGGUUAUGGCAUGUUUGUUCGGAAGACCGCGAUUAAGGCGACCGUCGCCCAACAGCCCGCCAAACCGGCGGCGAAGGGGAGCACCAACGUUCCACCAGCCAGCAGAGGUCGCGCCCAGAGCGGCGUUGCUGCAGCUGGCACGGGGAUCAAGAAAGUGGGCGCUACACCGGCUGCGAAUACCAAACGACACAGCGCGAGCUCUGCUAGUCCGACUCCCGCAUCCAAAGUUGCAGCCCAGCGACUGUCUUUGAAGCCCCCUGCGAAAUCUCCGACUAAACAGAUGUCCGGCGCCUCCACCCCCCUUUCACAUCGUUCCUCUAUCAGUGGUACAUCUCGGCCAACCGUGGCACCUCCCAAGUUGCGCCCAGGAGCCGGCAAGUCCUCUAUGGGUCCUCCACCUCCUCCUUCAGCAGCGACUCGAACCUCCCGUUCGUCGAUAUCUGGACCGGCAACCAGAACUACACGACAGAAUGCUUUGGACUCCGCAUCAACGCCCACCGGGGCAGCCAAGCGUCCAGUUUUGCGACCAGCGGCUCCCAAUAAAACAUCAGAGGAACCAGAUAGCGGAGCAAGCCCAAAUUCGGAGGCGUUUGAGUCUGGAUCUCAGCAGGACCCCGAUGAAGACUCUCCGCAGAUUGAAGAGCCGGCCCCGAAGGCGUUCAAGCCGACCACAGGUCCCGCAAGAGCAAGCACUGGUCGCCAGAGCCUCUCGUCUCCUUCGUCAUCUCAGCGCCAAGGCCAGAAUGGCGCCGUGGGCAGGGAGCUCGAGGAACUGAAGACGAAGUUGCGGGUGAUGGAAAAGAAGCGGACGGAGGACCGGGAGAAACUCAAGUCGUUGGAGAAGCUGCAGUCGGACAGGGACAAAUACGAAUCCAUCAUCCAGAAACUGCAAGCAAAAUACCAACCGCAGCAGGCUGAAAUUGGUGACCUGCGGAAGAAACUGAAGGAGACGGAGGCAAGAUUAGAGGAGGUCGAGAAACUCGAGGCAGAACAUGAGUCCAUCAUGGAGAUGGUAACGCUGGACCGCGAAAUGGCGGAGGAAACGUCCGAUGCCUUUAAGCAUGAAUGCGAGGCGCUGAGAACCAAAUUGGAAGAGCUUGAACUGGAAGUGGAAGUUCUGCGCGAAGAGAACGAGGAGUUUGGCCAAGUCAUGAGCCCCGAGGAGAAAUCUAGCCAUGGCUGGUUACAAAUGGAGAAAACCAAUGAGCGCCUUCGCGAAGCUCUCCUGCGUCUUCGUGACAUGACUCAGCAGCAAGAACAAGAGCUGAGAGAGCAAGUCAAGGAGAUGGAACAGGACCUGGAGGAUUACGCAGCCGUCAAAGCCCAGUAUGAAUCCACAAAAGAAAAGCUUCUUUUGUCUGAGAAUAAUGUCGAAGACCUGAAGCAACAACUGGAUUCAGCUCUUGGUGCCGAAGAAAUGAUCGAAGAGCUUGCGGACAAGAACAUGCGUUAUCAAGAGGAGAUAAACGAGCUCCACGCAGCCAUUGAGGACCUGGAGGCCCUGAAGGAAAUCAACGAUGAGCUUGAAUAUAACCACAUCGAGACGGAAAAGCAGCUACAAGAGGAGAUUGACUAUAGGGAAGGCCUGUUCAAUGAACAGUGCCGGAAGAUCACCCAGCAAGACGAAGUUAUCGAUGACCUGGAAUAUACCCUCGUCCGCUUCCGCGAGCUGGUCUCGACGCUGCAGGGAGACUUGGAAGAUAUGCGAGCGUCGCAACAAAUCUCGGAAGCCGAGGCUACCGAUCUUACUACGCGUUCGCGAGCCAUGAUGGACCUGAACUUGAAACUUCAGGCGUCGGUCACUAAGACGCAGACCAAAACGAUCGACAUUGAAAUUGGUCAUAUGGAGGCCGAUGAAGCUAGUCAGCACUUGUCUAUCUUGAAGCUGUAUCUCCCCGAAUACUUCGAGGGAGAGCGAAACUCUAUUCUCGCGCUCUUGAGGUUCAAACGUGUUGGAUUCAAGUCGUCCUUGAUGAACAGUACCAUUCGUGAAAAGCUUUCGGAGGCAUCUAUACCUGCAGGGCUUGAAGAAACCUUCACGGCAUACGACGUUCUCGAGAAACUCUCGUGGAUUGCGUCUUUGUGCGUUCGUUUCGUUGCCUAUAUAAGCACUUGCUCUACAGAUGCUUUCGAAAACAUGAAAGCUACAUUGUUUGAAAUGGAGCCUGUCGAACGCACGUUGAAUUUUUGGCUCGAGUUCCUCAAAAAGGACGAAGUAAAUAUGAAGAAAUGUGGCAUGGAGCUACAAAGAUCUAUUGCUCUGAUAUCCCACCUUGCCGAAACGUACCUUCCCAGCUCUUUGGAGGUUUUCGCCGGUGAACUAUGCAUGCGCUCGUCUUUGACACAGUCUUACAUUGACCACGCUGCCUCUUCUGUAUCGCGACUCAGAGCACUGCUAAUAUCCAAAAUUUCAGCACCCGAGGGCGACGAGGAGAUCAAUUUUCUUUCCAACAAGAUGGAGGGAUUUGUUAGCCAUGCUCGCGGGUUGAAAGUUGCCAUGGGCAAAGUCAAUCGCUCCCUCGAGGACUUGCGGUCCAGAUCGCUUUCACUUUCCCAAGACGUCUCCGGGCCGUUUAAGAAAACCGAGGAGGCUGCCAAAGAGCUUGCCGAGUUGACCAGACACCUUGGAGAGAAUAUAGUGCUUCUGUUGAGUGACGACAGCCGGACGGAGCCGCUUUCCCUGGAAGAGGCAUCGAGAAACAUGUCCCAGAUCUCGACCCUUUACGCUGGGCCCUCGGAAUCCGGAAGCGAAAGCAGCGAUACCAUGUCUUUCAUCUUUAACCGGCUACGGAGCCUUGGGGGUAAUUUAGAGGAACUCGAAUCCAUCUCGUCGGAUCUCUCCAUCACUUCAGAGUUUGAGAGACACCCAUCCCCCUGGAUUGCGCGGGCCGCAGAACUCAAGUCAAGCAAGACCUCCUCUCCCGACGCGGACGAAGAGAUCCGUCGCCUGAAGAACGAGAUCAACGAGGCGUCAACGGCCCUCGGCGUCAAAGACAAGACUAUCGAGGAACAAAGCAUCAAGGUGGAAACGGUCGAGGCGCGGAUGCGCGAUGCCACCAAGAAAGCGUCCAUGGUGAAAGAACUCGAAGCCAAGAUCGAGGAAAUGCGAACCAAAGAAACCGAACUCGAGGCCUUUGUCGACCAGCAACGCAAAGAACUCCAAGACAUGGAAACCGAGCGCGAGGAGCUCAAGACCCGCCUGGACCGAGUCAAAAGAGCCUCUGGCACAACCGGCGUCGCCACCACAGAUGGAGUCGUCGUCGACGCCGGCGUCUCGCUCGCCACGAUGCGCGAGAACGAGGCCCUCCGCGCCGAAGUCGAGAGCCUACAAGCCGCCGUCCGCUACCUGCGCGAAGAAAACCGCCGCGCCAACAUCCUCGACCCCUUCUCCGUGCAACGAUCCGCCGAACUCCACUCCUGGCUCGACGUGCCUCUCACGCAGCAGCAGUCCACGUCCUCAUCUCUAUCAACCGCCGCCCCGACCAACCCACUCGAAAAAGCCCACCAAACCGCCUCCGAAAGCCGCGAUGUCUUCACCCACCUCCUCAAACUCACCACCGAAUCCAACAUCUGCGACCUCAAAUCCACCCUCCCAUCCACCGACCCGACCACACGAACGGGCUGGCGUCCCUCUAAAACCAAACUCCGGUACCAGGUCCUCCAGCAGCGCGAGAACCUCGAACACUGGACCGAAUGGAAAGACGACAUCGUCUCCCAGGAGCGCGAACAGGACCGCCUAGCAGCCACGCGGAAGGAACGCCUCGCGCAGGCUCGGAAACUCGGUGGCGGGCGUGGUCACGCGCCGCGCAACUCGGUGUUUGGUGGCUUUCCGCAGGGCACAGGACAUGGGAUGAUGGGUCGUGCAUGGGAGAUCCUGGGGAUGCAGCAAGAUCGGAAGACGGGGGAUGGUGGAAGACCUGUGGAGCCGGUCAUCGCGCCUUCGUUUUAA
Messenger RNA from Aspergillus affinis, 4122 nucleotides. Its product is annotated as putative dynactin. Bases 1 to 4122 code for a protein of 1373 amino acids. The record is from RefSeq and is a predicted model, not a curated record. Gene Ontology annotation, cellular component: spindle pole body; cell tip; spindle. The transcript is spliced from 2 exons. Lineage: Eukaryota; Fungi; Ascomycota; Eurotiomycetes; Eurotiales; Aspergillaceae. Gene Ontology annotation, biological process: nuclear migration involved in conjugation with cellular fusion; establishment of mitotic spindle orientation.